UCAACGGUAGGUGUGAAAAAUUUAACAUGGCCAAUGUACGGGUAUGAAUUCGGGGGUCUUCUAAUAUCUAAAAGAUAAAAAUACAUGUUCUGAAAGAAAAUAAUCUUAUUCCAAAUUAAAAUGGCGCUUAUGAUUAAAACUGCUUCCAGAGCCAGUCAACAUAUAGAUCACAUGUGUACCAUACUAGGUGUAAGAAGAUUGUCAACAUCUUUAACGUUGCAACUUGACCAAAGAUGGAGAUCCAAAAGAGGUCUCACUGAGAAUCCCAAUACUUUCGGUCCACUCACAAAUUUACCGGAUUAUUCCUUUAAGGAUGGUCGACCAACGCCUUUAGGUGUCAGACAUAGAGAACGCCUUGAGAAACAACGGGAAUAUGCGGAAAGAAUUAUCAAACUGACACAAGAGAUUGAUUAUGCCGUGGAAAGACACGAUCGAUUAAAAAAAGAAGAAGCGGCCAAAAAUCAAGCAAUUUUAGAUAGGAAACUGAAACCCAAAGGUAAACUAAUGGCAGCAAAACAACCUACGAUAGACCAAGGCAAUUAAUUUUUGUUAGAGGAUUGUCAGUCUCCAGUUCAUGUAUGAUUACUGUAUUAUUUGUAUUGUUAUUAUUCAGGAUUGUUUCUUAACAUGAAUAAAAUAUAUUAUUCUACCAAAUGA
Diprion similis is the source of this 657-nucleotide messenger RNA. RefSeq names its product 39S ribosomal protein L52, mitochondrial (gene mRpL52). The transcript is spliced from 4 exons. Gene Ontology annotation, molecular function: structural constituent of ribosome. The record is from RefSeq and is a predicted model, not a curated record. NCBI's taxonomy places the organism in Eukaryota, Metazoa, Arthropoda, Insecta, Hymenoptera, Diprionidae. Gene Ontology annotation, biological process: mitochondrial translation. Gene Ontology annotation, cellular component: mitochondrial large ribosomal subunit. The coding region runs from base 121 to 543 and encodes 140 amino acids.